ACGCUGACAACAGUCGUGAAUUCAAACUAAAUUAUAGAAUUCUACUACCGGUACUUUGUUGGGUUAGUUCGGAACUAAAUAAUCCGAGCUACGAGUUAGUGCAGCGGGGCGGUUGAUCAAAUUGCUGUACACAGAUGGGAAUUUCCUGUUUCUAACACUGAAGCGUUGAAGAGGAAGGCAAGCUGAAGCCUGAUAUCUGUCUUUGCAGUCUUGAUUGCUGCAAUCGUCAGACCAGAUUUCAAAAUGCCCAAAAAGAAGACUGGUGCUCGUAAGAAGGCGGAAAACCGCAAAGAGCGAGAGAAACAAAUGCGAGCAAACCGGGACCAAGUUGAUUUGGCAAAACAUCCUUCCAAUGCUUCAAUGGAAUGUGACAAGUGCCAAAGACGGCAGAAAAACAGAGCCUUUUGCUACUUCUGUAGUUCGGUACAGAAGUUACCAAGCUGUGCCCAGUGUGGAAAAACUAAAUGCAUGAUGAAAUCGUCCGAUUGUGUGAUAAGGCACCCGGGGAUCUACAGCACUGGUCUAGCAAUGGUGGGGGCAGUCUGUGACUUCUGUGAGGCAUGGGUGUGCCAUGGAAAGAAAUGUCUUGGCACACACGCCUGCAUCUGCCCCCUUGUAGAUGCAGAUUGUAUUGAAUGUGAAAGAGGAGUCUGGGAGCAUGGAGGAAGAAUAUUCCGCUGCUCUUUCUGCAACAACUUCCUGUGCGAAGAUGAUCAGUUUGAGCAUCAAGCCAGCUGCCAGGUUCUGGAAGCAGAAACAUUUAAGUGCAUUUCAUGCAACCGCCUUGGACAACAUUCUUGUCUGCGCUGUAAGGCUUGCUACUGUGGUGAUCAUAUCCGCAGCAAAGUGUUUAAACAAGAUAAGGGAAAAGAGCCACCCUGUCCCAAGUGUGGGCAUGAAACACAGGAAACCAAGGAUCUCAGCAUGUCCACUCGCUCUCUCAAGUUCGGUCGACAGAGUGGGGCAGAUGACGGAGAUGGUGCCUCAGGUUAUGAGGCCUACUGGAAGAACCUGGCAACAGGAGGCGGCGCUGGAGGGGAUGAGGAUUACAAUGACGAGGAGUAUGGAGACGACGAAGAUGACGAUGAUGAUGAAGAUGAGGAAGAGGAGGAUAAGGAGUCCGACACUGAAGUCUCUGAACCUUUCUCUGAUCUUAAUCUGGGGAGGACCUAUGCCAGUGGUUACGCCCACUACGAGGAAUCCCAAAACUAAACGUAUCGUUUAUGUAGUUGCUGUAUGCUUGAGUACUUGGAAGGAUACAGAUUUGAAAUUGCUAGCAAAAAGUUGUUUGACUUGAUUUGUACAACUUUGUAAAAUAAAUUGUAUUACUUGUGCUUUUAUUGUCAUAUUUAAACAAGACAAAUAAAUUAUAAUUAAUUACAGAUGGUUUCUGUAAGCUCUGUUAGGUUUUGAAUAUUUAUUUUACAUACAGGAAGUAUUUCACAAGUGCAUUUAUUAAGUGUCAUUAGUAAGGCCUGUAGUUUUGCAUCUUACCUGUAAUUUAGUCAUACAGAGAAGAGAUGUCAGUUUGUGCUGCGCAUCAUGUGACUUGGCAAAACACUGAAAUUCAAAAUCAAUUAUUGUAAGGUGACAUUGGUUUUAUGUUGGGAAAUAUUUUUAAGAAAAAUAAAAAACUGAAAUAUCUUGCUUGCAUAAGUAUUGAACCCCUGUGCUGUGGAAGCUCCCAGUUUACACCGAUGAAAGAAAUUGCCCUAACGAGGACACAAUUACCUUACCAUUGGCCUCCACCUGUGAACCAUUAAAGUUGCUGUCACAUUUUCUGGAUAAAAACCCCACUGUUGAAGGAUCAUUGGUCAGGCUGUGAAUCUGAAGGAAAAUGAAGACCAAAGAGCAUUCUACAGAAGUUAGAGAUAAAGUAAUACAAAUGCAUAGAUUAGGGAAAAGGUACAAAAUAAUAUCCAAGCGUUUGGAUAUCCCAGUGAGCACAGUUGGAUCAAUAAUCAGGAAGUGGAAGCUGCAUCACACCACCCAGGCACUGCCAAGAAAAGGCUGUCCCUCAAAACUCAGCGCUCAAACAAGAAGGAGACUUGUGAGAGAAGCCACAGAGAGGCCAACAAUCACUUUGAAGGAGCUACAGAGUUCAGUGGCUGGGAGUGGAGAAAUGGUGCACCAGUCAACCAUAUCAAGAGCUCUGCAUAACGCUGGCCUGUAUGGGAGGGUGUCAAGAAAGAAGCCGUUACUCAAAAAGUAUCAUCUGAAAACACGUCUGGAGUUUGCCAGAAAGCAUGAGAGUGACCCAGCUGCGAUGUGAGAAAAGGUUUUGUGGUCAGAUGAGACCAAGAUAGCUUUUCGGCCAAAACUCAAAGCGCUAUGUGUGGCACAAACCUAACACUGCCCAUGCCUCAAGACAGACUAUCCCUACAGUGAAGUAUGGUGGUGGCAGCAUCAUGCUGUGGGGAUGCUUCUCAUCAGCAGGGACUGGGCAUCUUGUUGAAAUUGAAGGAAGAAUGGAUGGAGCAAAAUACAGGGAAAUACUGCAGGAGAACCUGCUUCAGUCCACUAAAAAACUGAAGCUUGGGAGGAAAUUCAUCUUUCAGCAGGACAAUGAUCCCACGCACAAAGCCAAAGCAACAUUGGAGUGGCUCAAGAACAAAAAGGUGAAUGUCCUACAGUGGCCCAGUCAAAGUCCUGAUCUCAAUCCCAUUGAGAAUCUGUGGCACUAUUUGAAAAUUGCGGUCCACAAGCGUCGUCCAACCAACCUGAACAACCUGGAGCAAAUCUGCCAAGAAGAAUGGGCCAAAAUCACUCAGAGACUGUGUGCAAAGCAGGUAAAUACUUACCCCAAAAGUUGUUAUUGCAGCGAAAGGUGGCUCUACCAAAUAUUAGUGUGUGGGGGUUGAAUACUUAUGCAAGCAAGAUAUUUCAGUUUUUUAUUUUUCUUAAAAAUAUUUCCCAACAUAAAACCAAUGUCACCUUACAAUAACUGAUUUUUAGUUUCAGUGUUUUAAAAUAAAAUAUCAAACAGAACGAAAUUUCAGUGUACCAUUUGUAAUUCAGUAAUAUGAGAGAAUUGGUCAGGGGUCUGAAUACUUUUGCAAGGCACUGUAUUUGAACUCCAAUGUUACAGCUUUCAAACCACUGCAUCAAUUGCUCAUAUGUUUGCUUUUGAAACGUGGUAUAAUUUAAACAUUUCUACAGGACCUUUAACACUUGUGGUCAUGAUAUUCAGCUGCAGAAUACAAACUGCCCCACCCUGUUUACUUGAGUCAGGAGGGCACUUUUUCAAGCGUCCUUUCUGAUUGUGUCUUCCAGAUGCUCUUUUAAAGUACAGGUUUUAAAACUUUUUUGUUAUGGAUGCGAUCAGGUUUCUCAAGGCCCGUCAUUAGUAAUGGCUGUAAGGCAGAUAUUGCUUUGAGCGGAACAGAGGCUUUGGCAGCUUCAUUCUAGUACAGAUUAAUCAUUGCUUGGAGGUAUUUAGAGGGACACAAUGUAAUUCUAGAAGUGCCUCUGUUAUUAAGCACAAUGCAAAUUCCUUGUGAAACAUUAUACCUAAACUACCUCAUGUACAUUUUCAUGUGGUUCUUGCAGGAAUUGGAGCUGAAAGUACUAUAAACUCUGGUUAUGCUGAGACAAGUCAGAGAAAACACACAGGGUCUAAUUAAAAAAAAAAAAAAAUGGAAGAAAGUGUGCACACUCACACUCUGUGCCACUUCUUUUGUUGAUAUUAAUUAAAUAAGCAUUCAUUAUCUCCAUUAUAGUGAACAUCCCACCACAAGAAAUUAUUGGGUACAGUGCAGAAAUAAUAUGGAGCAUGUGUUGCUGUAUGAAACAAACAUUAUUUUAGAAAUAAAUGCACGUCACACUUCAAAAUAACAAGAAGCAAUUUAUUGUUUUUAAUUGUGUCCUAUUUUUCAGAAUGUCUGCGCAUACUAACACAAAUUGGAUAUGUGCUUACAAUAUGUGAGGUUUUAUGUAACCUUAAAGAGGUUUUAAAAAAUAUAUAUAUACUAUACAGACCUAAUUAGCAAUACACCCUUCUGUGGCUUAGCUUAUCUUAUCUUGCUUGAGGUGUAUUCAUUCAUGUAAGGAGGGAUGCAGGAGUUCCCUUUCAAGUACGAAAUGUAACCAUUGCUGAAUGGGUAUUAUUAUUAUUAUUAUUAUUAUUAUUAUUAUUAUUUAUUUAUUUCUUGGCAGAUGCCCUUUACCUCCUAAAGACCUGAAACCUGAAUAAAUAUAUCAAAGCUGCUCAGCCGAGCCUCUAUAACGCUUAUUGCUGGUUGUUAGUAGCUUAUUGAUCCCAGAAUCUCGUCAAGCAGCUUCUUGAAGGAUCCCAGGGUGUCAACUUCAAUAACAUUACUGGGGAGUUGGUUCCAGACCCUCACAAUUCUCUGUGUGAAAAAGUGUCUUCUAUUUUCUGUUCUGAAUGUCCCUUUAUCUAAUCUCCAUUUGUGACCCCUGGUCCUUGUUUCUUUUUUCAGGUCGAAAAAGUCCCCUGGGACGACGUUGUCUAUACCUUUUAGAAUUUUGAAUGCUUGAAUCAGAUCACCGCGUAGUUAAUUUGGUAACUGGAUUUGUGUUUUCCUCUUUUGUUCUGUUUAGUUUAAAUAGUUCAAAUGUUUGUCUUUCAUAUUGUGGGGAUGAUGUCAUGAGUUCCUCGGAGUCCGAGUUUGAGAUUCCACUUAAAGUGUCUGUUGUAAGUGAAGAUAGUAGCAAGGAUUAUGUUUUAGAAAAAUAAAAAUGCAAAAGAUCAAAAAGGUAUGUAAACUAGGAACGGACAGUAAAGUUUGAUCAUUUUGCCGAACCUAAAAAAGACGAAGCCCUAAAUAUCAUUGCCAGGAAAUAUGUAAGUGGGUUGUAAGCUUGUUUGACAAAUGGUUAAACGAAAGAAAUUCAAAAGCUGAGUUCAAAUCUAACAUCCAUGUAAUUGAUGAAGAUUUACGAACUGAUGAUGAAACUACUGUUGUUCCUGAACCUGUCCAGAAGAUAUGUGAAAUAAAAAUUAGAAGGGGGGUGUUUAUGUAGAAAUUAAUUUGUAAUUAUAAAAUUGUGAAUGUAUAAUUCUAUUAUUUUUGCAAGCAAUAUGAAAUGCUAAAAUGAAAUUGCAAGCCCUUUAAAGUGUUGCAUUUGAAAUGUGUAUUAACUAACUGUUGAAAUGAUUGUUGCGUAAUAAAAUGGACUUCGCUUUUUUGUUGAA
Messenger RNA from Acipenser ruthenus (sterlet), 5155 nucleotides. RefSeq names its product zinc finger protein 330-like. Gene Ontology annotation, molecular function: zinc ion binding. Bases 244 to 1212 code for a protein of 322 amino acids. The record is from RefSeq and is a predicted model, not a curated record. NCBI's taxonomy places the organism in Eukaryota, Metazoa, Chordata, Actinopteri, Acipenseriformes, Acipenseridae. The transcript is spliced from 10 exons. Gene Ontology annotation, cellular component: nucleus.